Molecule: messenger RNA, 645 nt
Organism: Laccaria bicolor S238N-H82
Lineage: Eukaryota; Fungi; Basidiomycota; Agaricomycetes; Agaricales; Hydnangiaceae
Exons: 3
Coding region: 1-645 (214 amino acids)
Source: RefSeq, a predicted model, not a curated record
AUGACGCUCGGUAAACCCCCUGGGUCCAGGAAAACUAAGCGUUCUGGCACUUCAUCCUCCGUACAUGUCCACCACCUAUACACCUCCCGGUCACUUAGCGGUCGCACCAGCCUACGACAAGAGGUUCUAAACGCCACGGCCAUUCACAAGAGGCAGGCCAAGGAUCGCAUAGACCACACCCUUCGUCAGGAUGCUAUGUCCGCAGUGGAAAGAGAUGAGUUGGAGGCAAUCCGUACAAACACCACCAACGACAGCGGCAGUAGAAGCGUUGAUGACAGCAACAUUGAGCAUGAUGCCUGGGAAAUGGAUGUCGACGCGAUUCUUGCGGGAGCGGAAACAAUAGACAUUAGCCAUGCAGGGGGGGAAUUCACCGCACUUGUGGAUAUUGCAGAUGAAUUACUGGGCCCACCAAAUAGACGACCCCGCACUCGUGACUACCGUACACGUAGGGAUCGAACACAACGACGCGUCGACGCAUUUAAUAUCCAGCUCCCAGCACUGAUAGAGGCUUACAUGGGGUGGAUGCUUCAACUUGGAGAGGAUGGGUAUUCAGGAGAGUAUGUAUUGCCUCCCAAUGCUGAAGUCCAGGCAACAACAACCAUCUGUGAAGUCGACGUGUACCAUAUAGACUACCAAGUUUACUGA